AUGCCGGCGAUGCCAAUGGCUCCUCUAUGUUCAUUCAGAUUGAUGACAUGUCUGUACAUAACCAGCUCCGUCUUUCGUACUGAAUUAUCUUGUAACUCUUCAGCAUCAUCAGUUCAAUCUCAAACAUUAUCUACUCAAACCAGUCCACCGCAACUACCAUCAACAUGUCCACCGCUGCCGACAAGACCAUCAUUCUCAUCACCGGUUCGUCUUCCCCAUCAUCCCAUGCCCCACCCAUUUACUAACCCUCCUCACAGGCGCCAACAGCGGCAUCGGCCUCGAAACCAUCAUCGCCCUCUCCAAAUCCUCCCCCUCCUACCAUCUCCUCUCAGCUCCCGCUCCUUCCAAAAGGGGCAAGCCGCCUUGUCCAAAAUUCAAGCCGACCACAGCCCCGCCCUCCUCUCCCCCAUCACCCCCAUCGAGGUGGACGUCACCUCCACCUCAACCAUCGAAGCCACCAAAACCUACCUGGAGUCCACCUUCUCCCGCCUCGACAUCUUGAUCCAAAACGCCGGCAUAAUUGUCCAUCAUCCCUGCACCACCCUCCAGAACCUCCGCCUCACCUUCGAGACCAACGUCUUCGGCCCCCGCGUCCUCACCGAGACCCUCGUCCCCCUUUUGCAGAAGUCCACGAACCCGAGGGUGAUUUAUGUGUCGUCCGAACAAGGGAGUAUUACACUCAGAUUGGACCUAGAGUACCCCUGGCGUGACGUCCCGGGCGCGGAGUACAGGAUGAGCAAAGCGGCGUUGAAUAUGCUGGCCGCGUGUGAUAGGUAUGGUUUUAGAAGUUGGGGGGGAAAGGUGACGAGUUUUAAUCCGGGGUGGUGUGUGACGAAUUUGACGGGGGAGGAGGGGAGAGUUAUGAGGGAAAGGGGGGGCGCGAGGAGUGCUGAGGAUCCGGCGAGGGCGUUGGUGGAGGUGGUGAAUGGGAAGAGGGAUAAAGAGGCAUGGGAGAAGAGUGGGAUCUUGGAUUUGGAUGGGGGGGUUAGGCCUUGGUGA
This is a messenger RNA of Podospora anserina S mat+, 999 nucleotides long. RefSeq lists its product as uncharacterized. The record is from RefSeq and is a predicted model, not a curated record. The transcript has a single exon. Lineage: Eukaryota; Fungi; Ascomycota; Sordariomycetes; Sordariales; Podosporaceae. The coding region runs from base 1 to 999 and encodes 332 amino acids.